AUGCUCGGACUCCACCUCCAGGCUGACCUGCAGGGCACGCAAGCUGGAAACGAGGGGGUCAGGCAGGACCCGACGUCGAUCUGCACUGUGGCUCCGCAGACUGGUGGUGGCCUUUCAGAGGCCUCCCUGGACUCAUCGGGGAGUGCUCACAGCCUUUUUGGCAAAGACUCUGAACUCCCAGCCUUGGCUGGAGCAGAUGCGGAGCUCAAGGAGACAGCGGCUCAGGUGUCUGCUGCGAGGGGGAACAUACUGCAGGCAGUGAGAGAGGUCCUCAGAGACCACGGUGUCCAAGAGGAGAAGAGAGAGGAAAUUCUGCAGUUGACCCAGGCGGCAAUUAAGAAGGUGCUUGAAAACUACCACCAGAUGCCUGACUGGGCUCUGGAAGCCAUAGGCGCCGCCAUUGACAAGGAGAGGACAUCCAAGACUUAUGGUGGGCAAGGCAAGAAGACCUGGUGGCUUCCGCCAUUCGGCUUUUCUUCUGCAAACCCUCCAGAGACAAUCUUGCAGCCCCGUAUUGCCCCUGGCGACUGCUGGCCUUUCCAAGGAUCUCGGGGCCACGUGGUCAUCCGGCUGCCUGAGCAAAUCUGGCCAACGGCUUUCACCAUCUGGCACAUCUCCGCGGCAGUCUCUCCUUCCGGGGAAGUCAGCAGCGCCCCCAAAGAGUUUGCUGUCUCCGGAGUGGAUGAGGCAACGGCAGAAACUCUCCUGGGGACAUUCACCUACGACGUGCACAAGGAGAUCGCUCAGACGUUCCAUGUGCAGAAGGAGCUUCCCAGGACCUUCCGCUACAUCAAAUUCCGGGUGCAGAGCAACUGGGGAAACCCGGAGUACACCUGUGUGUACCGAGUACAGGUUCACGGGAAGACGGCGAGCCCCAACGACCACCCGCAGGCCCAAGAGCUUCUUUUGGAAGAAGAAUAAAACAAAGAUGAUG
Molecule: messenger RNA, 934 nt
Organism: Gymnogyps californianus (California condor)
Lineage: Eukaryota; Metazoa; Chordata; Aves; Accipitriformes; Cathartidae
Product: SUN domain-containing protein 3-like
Exons: 7
Coding region: 1-921 (306 amino acids)
Biological process (GO): nuclear envelope organization
Cellular component (GO): meiotic nuclear membrane microtubule tethering complex; nuclear envelope
Molecular function (GO): protein-membrane adaptor activity
Source: RefSeq, a predicted model, not a curated record